Messenger RNA from Lactuca virosa, 1653 nucleotides. Lineage: Eukaryota; Viridiplantae; Streptophyta; Magnoliopsida; Asterales; Asteraceae. The record is from the annotation of a GenBank genome assembly.
AUGCAGAAAAGCAAGCUCUUGAUCAAAGCACUCUCCAAUAACAAAGCAAAUUCGACUCAAAAUUGGAGAUCCCAAAUUAAUCAAUCUCAUUUUGUCUCUCAAAUCUCAUCAAUUCUUUUACAAAGACACAAUUGGCCUUCACUUCUCCAAACCCUAAAUCUCAAAUCCAAAUUGACCCCAUCUCUCUUCCUCCAAAUCCUCAACACAACAAAAACCCAACCUCAAAUCUCACUAGAUUUCUUCAAAUGGGCAAUCAAGAACGCUGCUUUUCAACCAGACCUCACUGUUCAAUGCAGAAUGACCCAUCUCUUAAUCGGUUCUGGUUUGGUUAAUCCUUCAAAGCCCAUCUUAAAUUCGCUACUUGAAAACAACCCACCUGCUCAAAUUGUUCAAUAUCUGAUCAAGUCAUGUGCUAAAGAUGUGAAAUUUUGUAGUUCAGAAUCUUUAGUAGUAUUCGAUUGUGUUCUUGGUUGGUAUUGUGAAAAGGGUUUGUAUUUCCAAGCUUUGGAGGAGAACAAUGAGGUUAAGCUGGGAUUGUGUUUUUGUGCUGUUAUGAUUAGACACGGAGUUUUAAUUGAUGGGCUUACAUGGCGUAUACUUGCCAAGAUAUUUGGGAAACAAGGCAAGAUUGAAGCAAUGCUUAGAAUCAUCAAUAUGGGUAUGCAUGAUCCCUUAAUAUACGAUUUAGUGAUUGAAUGUAGCAGUGAAAUGGGAAUGUUUGAAGUCGCACUCCACAUGUUCGAUGAAAUGUCCAAGAGAAAUCUCAAUCCUGGGUUCAACACUUGUGUUUCAGUUCUCAAUGGUGCUUGUAAAUAUAAGAAUGAAGAAGUAAUCAAAUUCACAAUGGACUCCAUGGUAGAAAAAGGGUACAUUUCAAAACCUUUAAUCAAUCGCGAUUCACUGAUUCAAAACCUUUGCAACAUGAGAAAGACUUACGCAGCUGACAUGUUCUUCAAGAUAUCAUGUGAUCUGCAAAACUCAUUACAAAACAAGACUUAUGGUUGCAUUCUACAAGCCUUGUCCAUGGAAGCUCGUGUAAAAGAUGCAAUAGAAACUCAUCAAGUUAUUGAAAAUAGAGGAAUUCAAGUAAACCCCGUUUUCUAUAACGAGUUUAUUAACAUUCUUUGCAACGAAUAUCCAUCAAAAGAAAUUAACACCUUACUUAUAGAUAUGAUCUCAAAAGGGUAUAAACCAUCCUCAUUGGCAUUAUCAAACUACAUAAUCUCUCAAUGCAAGAAACGAAAAUGGAAAGAAGCAGAAGAACUUGCGAAUUUGGCCUUUCAAGAAUCCAUCUUUCUUGAAGCUUCGUGUUGUGGUUUUUUAGUUAAGCAUUAUUGCAAGAGGACACAAAUCGAUUUAGCCAUUAAUAUGCAUGAUCAAAUGGAGGAAAAAGGGUUCACUUUGGAUGAAACAACUUAUAAUGCACUUCUAAAUGGACUUGUGGAGGUUUUUAGGGUUAAAGAUGCGGAAAGAAUCUUUAAUUACAUGAGAAUUAAGAAUUUGGUUACUAGUGAAAGUUUCGUGAUCAUGAUUAAUGGAUAUUGUCGUGAAAACGAGAUGAGAAAAGGCAUGAUUUUGCAUGAUGAAAUGUUGGAAAUGGGACUUAAACCUAGCGCAAAAUUAUAUAAACAAUUGAUUUGUAAUUUUAGGUAG